Molecule: messenger RNA, 2336 nt
Organism: Astyanax mexicanus (Mexican tetra)
Lineage: Eukaryota; Metazoa; Chordata; Actinopteri; Characiformes; Acestrorhamphidae
Gene: rpap2
Product: RNA polymerase II associated protein 2
Exons: 12
Coding region: 22-2148 (708 amino acids)
Cellular component (GO): cytoplasm; nucleus
Molecular function (GO): RNA polymerase core enzyme binding; RNA polymerase II CTD heptapeptide repeat phosphatase activity
Source: RefSeq, a predicted model, not a curated record
UUUGUUUUGAAGGCAGAAAGCAUGGACGCCGGGGAGAAGAGGAGAGUUCGCUCCUCUAAAGGCAGAAAGAAAGGAGGGAGGGAUCCUCCAGCCAGGUCAGCUGCUGAGGAGGCCAGGAGGAGGGAGGUUCUGAAGGAGACGCUGAGGGAGAAGUUGGAGUUGGAGAGGAGGGCUCGGCACGUUGUGGAGCGUCUGCUGGACGAUAGCGUGACGGAGGAGCUUUUAAUCGACUGUGCUCGACUCAUCACUCCAGCAAACUAUAAAGAUGCGGUGGAGGAACGCUCCAUCGCUAAAAUGUGUGGAUAUCCUGUAUGUCCAAACAAGCUGACCAGUGUUCCUGCUCAGCAAUAUAAAAUCUCCACCAAGACCAAUAAAGUGUACGACAUCACAGAGCGUAAGUGUUUCUGUAGUAAUUUCUGCUAUAAAGCCUCAAAGUCGUUCGAGGUGCAGAUCUCAAAGUCUCCACUCUGGCUGAGGAAAGAGGAGAGACCCUCUGAGAUCAAGCUGAUGAAAACUGGAGAUGGAGGCAGCUCUGGUCUGGAAAUAAAGCUGACUGACAGACCAGUGAAUGAUGGGGACAUCGAGAACCCGAACCCAGAACAUUCAGAGCAUCGUGGAGGCUCCAGUGGUCCAAGCGACAGCAGCGAUGUCGAGCAGGACUUCGUGUCCAGCGUGGUCUCUGGAGAGUCUCGUCGGAAGCCUCGGGUGCACUGGGGAGAACUGCCCAAACGGGAUGAUGUGAGUGGACACGGGAGGUCAGAGCAUGGACACCGUCCUCCACGGGAAAAGAGACAGCAAAAUUUGGGAAAAACAGAGACAGAAACCAGUAAUAAUCCAAAUGAAACAUCUUCGAGGCCUUCUCCAGAAACGUCUGACCUUCAUACUGUUCCCUCUUUGGUGGAGAAAGACAAAGAUACACCUGUGGAGGAGACUAGGAAGCUUCUGGACCAGGUAGCUCUGUCUGACAGUCCUCUAUUAGCUAACGCUAAUGAAGACACCAACGUCACUUCUGGCACCAACAUCGUCAGUACUGACAUCAACAUGAACACCGCUUCUUCUGGCACCAACGUCAAUACAACUUCUUCUGGCACCAACGUCAACGCCGCUUCUUCUGGCACCAACGUCAACGCCGCUUCUUCUGGCACCAACGUCAACGCCGCUUCUUCUGGCACCAACGUCAACGCAGCUUCUUCUGGCACCAAUGUGAAUGCCGCCUUAUCUGGCACCAAUGUCAACGCCGCUUCUUCUGGCACCAUCCCCACCAACGUCACUUCUGACACCAACCCAAACAUCUCUCAGGUGGGCAUGAGUAAGAAAAGUGCUGCCGGACUCAAAAACGUUCUCCAGAACCACGUCAGAACCAAGACCGAAGUUCCGGCGGUGAAACUGGGGCUGCUGCAGAACCUCAGGAUCACCUUGAGCGAGUGGAGAACCGAAGAGACCAUGCGGUUCCUCUACGGCCAGGACUUCAUCCCGCAGCCUGAACCUUCAGGACAGGUUGAGGAGGAAGAGGAGGAGCUGGAUGAAGAUGAUCUGGAGGACGUUGAGGAGGUAGCAGAAAGGGUUAAACGCCCUGCAGGGGGUCCGGCCCGGUCCACCGCCUCAACCCCGGAUUUUAAUAGGCUGAAAAAGGAGGCGGAGCUUCAGAAGCUCAGGGUGAAGGAAUUCUAUAAAGGGGUGUGUCUUCUGCCUGAGGGGGCGGAGACUGAGGUCAGGGAAGAGAGUGACAACACACUACAGGGUGGCGCUAAAGAUCCUCCCCUGCCGCCGGUGGAUUCUCACGCUCAGCGGCUCAUCCAGAAACGCAUCGCAGUGGAGAAACUCAGCAGGAGCUUACAGGACAUCGUUGGGCCUCUGCGUUUGACCAUGAAUGACGUCAUGAACGACCUCAACAACUUGGUCAGGACCUUCAGGCUGACCAACACUAACAUCAUCCACAAGCCUCCUGAAUGGACCCUGAUUGCAGUCGUUCUUCUGUCAGUAUUAACGGAAGUCUCGCCGCUUCUUAACGAGUCCAUGGCCACGCCCUCUUCAGUGCAGUACAUUUCAUCUCUAAUGAAGGAGCUUCAACUGGAGGACCAGGAUCUCCAGAACCUCGUCCAGCUCUUCAGGCCACGCCCACAGAUCUCCUCCACACACUUACACUGAAUCAACACUGAGCGUUAAAUACACCGGACUGAAAUACGCUCAUCAGUUAAUUUCACAUCAGUAAAAAAUAUGUGAUUUUUUAUAUUUUGAAGAAUUUGUCCACUUGUUUGCUUCAAAAAUCAAGGUUUUUUUUAGAGGAGAUAAGAGUUUCCUUCUGGAAAAAUAAAAUAUCUGUUUCUUUACCUUUA